AUGCCUCCGUCAGAAAGGGAGACUUGCCAGGCAGUCCUGGGGUUCGUCCUCGAUGGGAUCUAUCCCGAAGAAGCGUUGGUCGCGGCCGAGUUCCCCGCAUCAGCUCUUGCAAAGGAAUUGGAGCUGAUCUCCCAGGCACGGGAACAGGUGGAGAACGAGAUUAGCUCACUCAGCCGCGAGAAUCAAAGUUUCGACGCCGAUGACUGGAUUGUUCAAGCUAAAAAACUACAUGAUGAUAUCGAAAAGUCGCGGCAGACUGCACGCGAAAUCGUUGCGCAGCACGAGCAAACAGGCCCUUUGCGAUCACAAGUGGAAGAUGCAACUGCCAAAGUGUCCCUGAUGGAGACUGAGAUCACUUUCAAUCAAGCAGUCGCUGAUACUCUUGAGGAUGUCCAGCGACUCUGCGAUCAAUUGGACGAUGGACGGCAGGCGCUUGAUGCUGGUGAUAUGGGUCGCGCAAUUGAGCUUUUGGAUUCUACUCAAUCAGCAAUGGGAGAGGACACCUUCUUCACGAACACCAAUGUCAUGAGCAUCUUUUCUCUUGAAACCGCCCGAUUCAGGGAAGAGGUUGAAAACAAGUUGAUUUCCCGCUGGAACGAACAGCUCAAGGUAGACCGAUCGAGCGGCACUUUCGAAGUGGCGCGAGACAUUGACACAGGCUCGCUAGGCGAGACGAUAUCGUUCAUGUCACAGUUGAAUGUCCUUGAGCAUGCGCGCAAGAACCUGUUAAAGAGCAUUGGCAGUACAAUUUUCGAUUCGCUAAUUCUGCCCCGGGAUGAUGGAAAGGUCCGGACGCUAAGCACCACCGGCAAUGGGCUUAAGGUGACCCCGGGAUACUCAGAAGGAAGCGUUGCAGCCGUUUUGAGUCAGACGAUGAAGGCUUUAGCAUUUUUGCGGGAAAAUCUUCCAUCUGAAAUACUGAGCGAGCUACCAGAAUCCCUGAUACCUUUCAUUGUAUCCAACUUGAUCGUCAAGUGGCUGGGUCCCACCAUUCCUACUACUCUUGACGGGCUAGUAGAAUUCGAAAAGACUCUCGAGGAUAUCCACAUCUUUGCUCAGAAGGUACAAUCCUGGGGCUGGCAGGGUACCGAAGAACUUACUUCAUGGGUCAAUCAGGCGCCUCGUCUAUGGCUUACGAGACGCCGGGUGGACUCGCUUGACAGUGUGCGUAAGGCACUUGCUGCCAGUAAGGGGACUACCAAGCAAGUUGAACGCGUGGAAAAAGAACAAGUCUCGCGGGCUGAUGAGGUUCUGCUCGAGUCGGGCACGGAUGAUUGGGAUGCGAGCUGGGACGAUGAUAAGGGCGAAGAUGAGAAGGAGCAGGAUGCCCUGUCCAAGCCUGCCAACACUAUUGGAAUCGAGGAGGAAGAAGAUGUCAGCGCCUGGGGCCUCGAUGACGACGAAGAUGCCGAUGAAGAAUCAGGAAAGCCAAUUCCGGACACCCUGGGUACAGCAGACGAUGCCGACAAUGACGCAUGGGGAUGGGGUGAUGAAGAAGUGGAGGAUCAGGAUCUGAAUCAGCAUGGCCACCAUCUUGCCGACGACCCAAGACAAUCGAAAGAAACUUGUGGAACCAUACAAUCCGCUGGAUCUAGAGAAAUGACUUUGAGAGAGGUCUACACAAUUACCGAUAUUCCGGAAUCUAUGCUCGAAAUUAUUCGCCAGCAAGUCAACGACUCGAAGGGAAUCAUGGACCAUCCAUAUUCCGAGUCACGGGUGGCAUCCUCCGGCAAUGGGCUACUAGCGCUGCCAACUCUGAUCCUGGCCAUGUUCAAGGCUACUGCUUCUUCGUUCUACUCUUUGAGACUCGCGUCUGGUCAAAUGUAUCUGUACAAUGACAGUCUGUAUUUGGCCAGCCAAGUCCGGGAGCUCAUGGAUGAGCACGACCUUGCCAGGCUCAGCUCUGAUGUGGAAGCGCUGGAGAAGUUUGGCAAGCUCGCGUAUAGCAAGGAGAUGCAGACGCAAAGCACGAUUGUCACUGAUCUCCUCGACGGUGCACAAGGCUUUGCACAAUGUUCGGAACAGCCAUUUAAGGCUGAAUGCGAGAGCGCUGUGAGCGCAGCUACAGAUCGCAUUCGUGACGUGUAUGCCGAGUGGAAGCCUAUCCUGUCACAUUCUGCCCUCGUUCAAUCAAUCGGGUCUUUACUGUCUACGGUGAUCAGCAAGAUCGUGGUUGAUGUUGAAGACUUAGGAGAUAUCUCCGAGGAUCAGUCAAAGCAGCUUGUUGCGCUGUGCAAUCAGGUCACCCAACUUGAGGAUCUUUUCACGCCCGAUGCGGUUGGGGAUACGGAUCCUUUGCCUGUCACUGCGGUUUACGUCGCCAAUUGGCUCCGCUUCCAGUAUCUGAUCAAUAUCCUUGAGAGCUCUCUGGCAGAUAUCAAGUAUCUCUGGCUUGAGGGUGAACUGGGACUGGAAUUUUCCACCGAGGAAGUGGUGGAUUUAAUUGAGGCACUGUUCGCGGAAUCUGAACAUCGCCGACGUGCGAUCGCAGAAAUCAAGCGUGCUCCCCGAGGCCUAGGAAACUAG
Messenger RNA from Penicillium diatomitis, 2526 nucleotides. RefSeq lists its product as uncharacterized. The transcript is spliced from 3 exons. Gene Ontology annotation, biological process: mitotic spindle assembly checkpoint signaling; endoplasmic reticulum to Golgi vesicle-mediated transport. Gene Ontology annotation, cellular component: RZZ complex. The record is from RefSeq and is a predicted model, not a curated record. Lineage: Eukaryota; Fungi; Ascomycota; Eurotiomycetes; Eurotiales; Aspergillaceae. The coding region runs from base 1 to 2526 and encodes 841 amino acids.